Messenger RNA from Seriola dumerili (greater amberjack), 3196 nucleotides. Its product is annotated as growth hormone receptor-like. The coding region runs from base 174 to 1928 and encodes 584 amino acids. The transcript has 9 exons. Lineage: Eukaryota; Metazoa; Chordata; Actinopteri; Carangiformes; Carangidae. The record is from RefSeq and is a predicted model, not a curated record. Gene Ontology annotation, biological process: positive regulation of peptidyl-tyrosine phosphorylation; growth hormone receptor signaling pathway; positive regulation of receptor signaling pathway via JAK-STAT. Gene Ontology annotation, molecular function: cytokine binding; growth factor binding; peptide hormone binding. Gene Ontology annotation, cellular component: growth hormone receptor complex; external side of plasma membrane; cytosol.
CGGGACGGGAUUUCUUCGACAGCGUCACCACCCCUCAUGGAACACAUUCGUGGCUGGCUGGUAGGAAGGAGUCCUCGCUCUGUUUGGAGGGAGUGAGGAGUUCAUCUGAGUCACCUCGCCGUUUUGGCCGUUGUGUUUGGACGGAGAGCUCACCGCUGUCCACUCUCAACACCAUGGCUGCUGGUCUCACCACGGUCUUCUUCAUUCACAUCUUCACUGCUUUAGCGCUGGAAUCAACCUCUGUGAAAGUCCUCCCCCAGAGACGCCCACACCUCACUGGCUGUGUCUCCAGCAACAUGGAGACUUUCCGCUGCAGAUGGCAUGUCGGCACUUUCCAGAACCUCUCCGAGCCCGGAGAGCUGCGCUUAUUCUACAUGAACAAAAAACCCUCCCUUGCCUCUCCUAAAGAGUGGAGCGAGUGUCCUCUCUACAGCACUGACCGGCCAAACGAGUGCUUCUUCAAUGAGAACCACACAUCCAUCUGGACGUAUUACAGUGUCCAGCUCCGCUCGAGGGAUCAAGCCGUCCUCUACGACGAGAGCCUUUUCUAUAUUCAAGACAUUGUGCAACCAGAUCCACCAGUCGGCCUGAACUGGACGCUGCUGAAUGUCAGUAUGACCGGGAUUUACUAUGACAUCAUGCUGAGCUGGAAGCCUCCACAGUCUGCAGACGUAGCGAUGGGAUGGAUGACGCUGCAGUACGAGGUCCACUACCGCAACGUCAACUCCAACCAGUGGGAAGCAGUCGACCUUGUGAAAAGCACACAUCGCUCCCUUUAUGGGCUUCAAACUAACAUCAUUCACGAGGUUCGGGUCCGGUGCAAGAUGCUUGGUUUGAAAGAGUUUGGAGAAUUCAGCGACUCGAUAUUCAUCCACUUCCCGUCCAAAGUGUCAAGAUUCCCUGUGGUGGCUUUGCUCAUCUUUGGUGCCUUGUGUUUAGUGGCCAUCCUGAUGUUAGUUGUCAUAUCGCAGCAGGAAAAGUUGAUGGUUAUUCUAUUGCCUCCAGUUCCUGGGCCUAAAAUAAGAGGAAUUGACCCUGAGCUACUUAAGAAAGGGAAGCUGAGGGAGUUGACAUCCAUCCUGGGUAGUCCCCCUGAUCUGAGGCCAGAGCUGUACAACAGCGACCCCUGGGUUGAAUUCAUCGAGCUGGACAUUGAGGAACAGAAUGACAGACUGACAGAACUGGACACGGACUGUCUCAUGGAGCGCUCCCUAUCCUCCAACUGCUCUCCCCUGUCCAUCGGCUUCAGAGAUGACGACUCGGGCCGUGCCAGCUGCUGCGACCCAGAUCUCCCCAUCGACCCGGAAGUAUCACCUUUCCAUCCUCUCAUCCCAAACCAAACCCUCAGUAAAGAACCGUCAUGCCCGGCAGCAUCUGAGCCGAGCUCCCUGGUCCAGAGUCCAACCGCUGAGGAGCCUCCUUUUGCAGCUGUGGGCAGGGAGGCUUUUUACACUCAGGUGAGUGAGGUGAAGUCAUCUGGCAAGGUGCUGCUGUCACCUGAGGAGCAGACUGAGGCGGAGAAAACCACUAGCAAAGGCUCAAUAAAAGACAUCGUGGCGGAAAAGGAGAAAGAAAAGAAAGAAUUUCAGCUACUUGUGAUGAAUGCAGAUCUCGGAGGUUACACCUCAGAGCUCAACGCAGGGAAAAUAAGCCCAAGAGUCUCCACGGGGGAUGUGAGUGAGCCCUGCCAGACAGCAGGCGGCUUUACGUCUUUGCCAUCCCCAUCACCUUACUACAAAUCAGAUACCACCACCACAUCCCCACUACAACCUGCUCCUGUCUACACCAUGGUAGAGGGUGUUGACACACAGAACAGCCUCUUACUCACACCAAACUCGACACCUGUUCCACAACUGAUAAUUCCAAAGGCCAUGCCCACACCAGACGGCUACCUUACCCCUGAACUUUUGGGAAGCGUCACACCGUAGAUCAGCAGUGGGCUGUGCAAAAUGAAGACUAUUCAAUCAAAGGCAGAGAUAUGCUUCGGCACAGUCUUGGAGAUUGAUUUUCCCAAGGUCGUGUUUCAAUGUGAGCUUGCCUAAAAUAGUUGAGGGGGGCCAUCUGUGCCUGUCCUGACACCACCUCUACCUCCUCUGACCUCCCACUGCACGGUUUGAAAGAGCUGCAAAGACCAUUCAGUCAGAAGAUGGGUAUGAACGCUGAAGAGGGCACAAGAAUGUGUUUGUAGAAAGGGAACCAAAAGGGAAAUAACACAAGCGGAGGCUGGGAAUUGCCUCAAUAAUUCAAUAUUCUGACAACUAAAACAGGCUUACAACACAACUUAUUAAAUAACUACAUUUGUUAAGGCUAGAUUGAUCAAUUUAGGCCACUAGAGAGCAGAAUAAUCCCCCAACAGCCUGAGAGACUCAGCGCUAGCAUAUAAAAUCCUUAUAUAGUCGUUUUCGCUAACACACUUUACACAUCCAGCAGGGAAAGAGCAAUUCUUUCAUUUAUUUAAACUUGCGUUUCUGUCCAACUAAUGAAUGUAAGUCCAGUAUUCACUCUCAUCACCAGUUACUCUGUAACUUUUGUCUGCUAUUUGCCACUAUGAACUAAAAGACACUAAAAAGCUCUAGGGCUGCAGAGUUGCUGGUAAUUCCCUGUUGUGUUGUCACUUCAAGAGACACCUUUCACAUUACAGGUAGUCAUUUAAUUACGUUUUUUGAUGUAAAAAUAUUGACUAAUGCUUCUUUAAUGAGAGUAUGUUUACUUGUUCUGUCUUGUUCUUGACAUUUUGUACAUAUCAAAAUCUUUCUUUUUGAUAAAAUCAGGUAAUGUGUAUUGAUAUACCCUGUGAAAAAUGUAAACGUAAAUUAACCAUGUGCCCUCUUUUUAUGAAUCAAAAUGACUGCUUUUCAUAUCUUUUCAGUCUUUCAGAUGAGUGUUACCUCAAUGGAAAUGUUACUUAACCAAUAAGAUAAAUUUUUAACACUCAGUCUUAUUGGGGUUCAUAUGUCAUGUUGUUGCCAACAGAUGAACCCUUGAAAAAGCUAAAUAAAUGGGUUGUCUGUAAAACGAUCAACUGUAGCAUAAAUCAUUAAAUGGUUAUCUUACUUUAAUACCUUUACAUGUAGUGUUCUGUAGGCUUAAGCUGUGAAAUGAAUUCAGAGCUGGAAGCAAAAAGUAUUUGAUUGUCUUCUACAAGACAUAUCAGUAGGUUCAGUCAGUAUUUUGAGUGCAUGGGCUGUUUUGUUUU